This is a messenger RNA of Drosophila innubila, 1979 nucleotides long. RefSeq names its product angiotensin-converting enzyme (gene Ance-4). The record is from RefSeq and is a predicted model, not a curated record. Gene Ontology annotation, cellular component: plasma membrane. Gene Ontology annotation, biological process: proteolysis. The transcript is spliced from 6 exons. Bases 28 to 1884 code for a protein of 618 amino acids. Gene Ontology annotation, molecular function: peptidyl-dipeptidase activity; metallopeptidase activity. Lineage: Eukaryota; Metazoa; Arthropoda; Insecta; Diptera; Drosophilidae.
AAGAUUCUACAAAAUAACGGUUGAAAAAUGAGGCACAUUCUGUGCCAAUCUGUGUGCUGGCUGCUGAUAGCGGCCUUGGGCUGUGCGUCUGCUGGCGUCAGCUCCAGCUCCAGCUAUGAUCGUCAGGUUAAAGCGUUCAUUGAUCUGUCCAGCGAGCGAUACUUCAAGUUGUAUAAUCAGAUUGCCGCCGAGACAUAUUCGGCCAACGAUGAGGAGGACUUUGACGCACUCUUCUCCAAGUUGACCAAUGUGAAACGCAUUGCCGAUGAGCUGGUUGGCAUCUCCCGAGAGGCAAGUGGCUUUAAUGUAACCCGGGUGCAUAGUGCGGAGCUUAAGGCGGCACUUCAGGAACUUCGCACAGUUGGCGAUUUGUUUGUGCUCGGUGAGGAUUAUUUCUCCUCGGUGCAAAUGAAUCUCGCCUCGCUGCAGAAGAUGUCGACGGACAAGGACAUUGAGCCGUAUCUGGGCGGGGCCAAGAUGCCCGACGAGGAUGACAGUCCACUGGCCUAUUAUCCGGACAUUCAGAAGAUUGUGCAGCGCAGCAAUGACGUCGAUGAGUUGAAAUACUAUUGGGAGACUUGGCGCGAUAAGAAUCAAAUCUGGGCCUCGGUCAAUUUCUAUACGAUUGUGCAGUCUUAUCAGAAGGCAGCCAAGAUUCUAGAGAUUCCAGUGCAUCAAUUGUGGUAUCGCUACGACAGCCAAGAGAUGCUCCAGCAAAUGGAGCAAGCGAUGUCCGAGCUGAAACCCGCCUAUCAACAACUUCACGCAUUUGUGCGUGACGAGCUGCAUAAGAAGUACGGCGGAGAUGUGGUUAAGCCAAAUGGACCCAUUCCGGAUCAUCUCUUCCAGCAGGUGGUGGAGCAGGCCUGGGAGGAGGGCAGCAUCAUUGAGUCCUACUUUCCACGCAAGGAUCUGCCCCAAUACGAUGACUUUGUGAAGCAACUCAGCGCCAAGGCGUUAAUCAAUGAAUCCGAGAGUUUCUACACAUCCCUGGGAUUCGAGCCGCUCAGCGCCGACUUCCACAAGAAUCAACUAAAGGAGCCCAACGAGGAGAGACCCGACGAUGAUUGUCGUCCCGCUCUCUUCGAUCUGACCCCGCAUGUCUAUAUGAUGUACUGCGAGAAAGUCAGUUUCCGCAAACUAAUGCAAUAUCACGCCCACAUGGCUCGUGUGUAUUAUGCCGAUCAGAAGAAGCGUCUGCCCUCGUAUUACUUUAAGGCCUACAAUCUGGAGUAUCCGGUGGGCGAGGCUGUCGUUCUCUCCGCCUCCUCACCCACACAUCUGACCAACCGUGGCUUGGCCAAGGGAGUGCAGUUCACUGAAAAUGCCCUGCAGAAUCGACUCUUCCGUAUGGGCAUUCAUAAUGUGCUCAACAUUCCACUGUACUAUGUGCACACCAAAGUGAUGCACGAUCUGUUGAACGGCACCGUCGACAUGGACACUGUGAACAAACAUUACUGGAAGCUGUUGGAGCAGCAUGCGGGCAUUGAACCGCCCACGGAUCGCACCGAGGGCGCCAUUGAUUUUCCCUACAAGUUCUAUGUGAACAUUGAACAGAACUAUCAAACAAAAAAAUUCAUAUCUGAAAUUCUGGGCUAUCAAUUCUAUCGCUCGCUCUGCCAGAAGAGCAAUCAUCGCGGUCAGCUUCACAAUUGCGAUUUCUUUGGCAAUUUUGCAGUUGGCAAUAGCUUAAAAUCUAUGAUGUCCUUGGGCUCUACUAAGCCCUGGAAGCAAGUUGUUGCCAAAGUUCUGCCCAAGAAUACAGGUCUCAGCAGUCUGGCUCUGCUGGAAUACUAUCAACCGAUUCUGGAUUGGCUUAAAACGCACAACCAGCAGACCAAAGUGAGAAUUGGCUGGAAUUCAACAAGCAAAAAAAUUGUUUAAUUUUGCUUAAACAACAUUAAAUUGUUUAUAUAAUACUCUGCUUAUCAAUAAAUUCAACUUUUUAGUUGCUCAAUUGCUGUCACCAGGUUUUUAAA